AUGGCUGUACCUAGAUUGAUCGAUAUCGGCUCGAACCUGGGCGACCCAGUCUUUCGUGGCUCGUACCACGGAAAGCAGUCGCAUCCCGACGACUUUGCCGACAUUCUCGGCCGGGCACGACGAGCGGGAGUCGGAAUCCAGAUGUUGACGGGAGACUGUCUUGAGGGUUCGAAGGAGGUUCUCGCGCUGGCGCAACAGCAUCGCGGCCUCUACGCGACCAUCGGCUGUCACCCAUGUCGAGCAACCGAGAUGGACAAGUUUCCCGGCGGACCCGAAGCGUACAUCGCCGAACUCGACAAGCUUAUCGUCGAGAAUAAGGGGAAGCGGGCGGUGGCGGUCGGAGAGUGUGGGUUGGACUAUGAUCGGUUGUUCCUCGCGCCGAAGGAGGCGCAGCUAAGAAACUUCCCACCGCAACUUGGGCUGGCUUCCAGACACGACCUCCCUCUCUUCCUGCACUCGCGCAACUGCCAUACCGACUUCGUCUCCACCCUCAAGGCGCACGGCAAACCCCUGCGCGGCGUCGUCCACUCGCACACCGGCACAGCCGAAGAAGCUCUCGAGCUGAUCGAGAUGGGCUUCUUCAUCGGCAUCAACGGCUGCUCGCUCAAGACGGAAGAGAAUCUAGAGGUCGUCAAGCGCAUCCCGCUGGACAGUCUGAUGGUCGAAUCAGACUGUCCGUGGUGUGCGAUUAGGCCGUCGUCAGCGGCGUACAAGCACUUGUCGGGCUUGGUCGACAAGCCCGACGUCGCGCAUCUCAAGGAACGUUACAUGCCUGCCGACGUCAAGAAGGAGAAAUGGACCCAAGGCAAAGCCGUCAAAGGCCGCAACGAGCCCUGCUGCACCGGCCAAGUCGCCUGGGUCAUCUCAAAGCUCAAGGGUGUCUCGCUCGAGGAGGUUGCGGAGACAACGAGGAGAAAUACGUUGGCGCUGUUUGGGCCUGCGGGGAUGAGCGAGGCGGACGGAGUUUGGGGAGACGAGGAGGAGAAGGGGGACGGGCCGGCGGCGGAGUAG
Molecule: messenger RNA, 1011 nt
Organism: Rhodotorula toruloides NP11
Lineage: Eukaryota; Fungi; Basidiomycota; Microbotryomycetes; Sporidiobolales; Sporidiobolaceae
Product: TatD DNase family protein
Exons: 5
Coding region: 1-1011 (336 amino acids)
Cellular component (GO): cytosol
Molecular function (GO): 3'-5'-DNA exonuclease activity
Source: RefSeq, a predicted model, not a curated record